AUGAGGACUUCACUGGCUUUUUCUUGUUCAUUGAUUAUAUUCCUAUUGUUACUCUCUCAGCCUUUUGCAAUUUCAUCUGAAAAUCAGGAAAGCUUACCUCAAGUACUGACCACUUGGGGACGAAGGCUUGCACAACACGGUGACUCCAAUCCAGUAGAUCAUCGUGACGUCUCUCUUCGAUUUUUCAUGAGGAAAGUUCGUGUUGGUGGUGGUGGUCGUCGUACUCACCGUCGUGUCCCUAGUAGUGGCCAUGGUGGCGGUGGUGGAUCGUCGGCUACUUGUCGACCUUCUCUCUCGAUCGCAUUGCGUUUUGGUUCCACGGUCUUGAGCUCUAUUCUACUGAUAUUCUUCGCCUUCUAGGUUAACCUUUUUCUUUUUAAUUUUGUCUUUCUAUUCUAUCGUGUGUAUCUUGCGAGCUUCUUUUUCUUUUGUGAAUUAUUUUGUUCAUAUUGUUAUUGUUCUAAAUCCUUCUAGUUAUGUGACAUGAUUUGAAACAAAAUAUUUAUUAAUUGAUGUGUAUAGUUUGG
Camelina sativa (false flax) is the source of this 527-nucleotide messenger RNA. RefSeq lists its product as uncharacterized. The record is from RefSeq and is a predicted model, not a curated record. Lineage: Eukaryota; Viridiplantae; Streptophyta; Magnoliopsida; Brassicales; Brassicaceae.